ACGACAGGCAGCACCAUGCCCGAGCCGCCUGGCACCCCCAAUGCCUCUCUCAACAGCUCGUGGGCCAGCCCAGCGGAGCCCAGCUCCCUGGAGGACCUGGUGGCCACGGGCACCAUUGGGGUGGUGCUCUCGGCCAUGGGCGUGGUUGGCGUGGUGGGCAACUUGUACACGCUGGCUGUCAUGUGCCGCUUCCUGCACACCUCGGCCUCCAUGUACGUCUACGUCAUCAACCUGGCGCUGGCGGACUUGCUCUACCUGCUCAGCAUCCCCUUCAUCGUGGCCACCUACGUCACGAAGGCGUGGCACUUCGGUGACAUGGGCUGCCGUGUCCUCUUCAGCCUGGACUUCCUGACCAUGCACGCCAGCAUCUUCACCCUGACCCUCAUGAGCAGUGAGCGCUACACUGCCGUGGUGAGGCCACUGGACAUGGUGCAGCGUUCCAAGGGCUACCGCAAGGUCCUGGCGCUGGGCACGUGGCUGCUGGCGCUGUUGCUGGCACUGCCCAUGAUGCUGGCCAUCCGGCUGGUCCGCAGGGGCCACAAGAGCCUCUGCCUGCCGGCCUGGGGCCAGCGCGCCCACCGCACCUACCUGACACUGCUUUUCGGGACCAGCAUCGUGGGGCCCGGCGUGGUCAUCGGGCUGCUCUACGUCCGCCUGGCCCGGGCCUACUGGCAGUCGCAGCGGGCUUCCUUCACACAGACACGGCGGCUACCCAACCCCAGGGUGCUCUACCUCAUCCUGGGAAUCGUGCUGCUCUUCUGGGCCUGCUUCCUGCCCUUCUGGCUGUGGCAGCUCCUCACCCAGUACCGUGGGACCCCGCCGCUCACGCCCCGCUCCGCCCGCAUCGUCAACUACCUGACCACCUGCCUCACCUACAGCAACAGCUGCGUAAACCCCUUCCUCUACACGCUGCUCACUAAGAACUACCGCGACUACCGCCAGCGCUCGCUCCAAGGCAGGGGCGCCCACCGGCCCGGGGGUACCCACAGCUUCCCGCAGGCCCGCACCGGCUGCCAGCGCAGCUCAGGCCACUCACUGUCCUCCAGCAGCCAGCAGGCCAGCGAGACCAUCGCGCUGUCCCAGGCCGCCCCUAGGGGGCUCUGCACCUGA
Globicephala melas (long-finned pilot whale) is the source of this 1110-nucleotide messenger RNA. It is a transcript of the gene UTS2R, whose product is annotated as urotensin 2 receptor. The record is from RefSeq and is a predicted model, not a curated record. Gene Ontology annotation, cellular component: plasma membrane. Gene Ontology annotation, molecular function: urotensin II receptor activity. NCBI's taxonomy places the organism in Eukaryota, Metazoa, Chordata, Mammalia, Artiodactyla, Delphinidae. Gene Ontology annotation, biological process: regulation of blood pressure; blood vessel diameter maintenance; neuropeptide signaling pathway.